AUGAAAUCAAAGGAGAUAUUAAGCGAAAAGAAAAAAGAAGAAAACGAGGACCAUUUGUCAACUGUUAAGAACAAUGAGGAUAUUUUCUCAGCGGAAUGGAAAAGCUAUUGGAUAUCUGCUAAAUAUCAGUUGGAUCAUUUUCGUACUAUCGGCGACAAUACUUAUCAUUUUUGGAAGUGUGCACCUAUACAUGCGCAAUCGCUCAAGCAACCGGCACGUUUGCUAUUGUGGAAGGCCGAAAAUAAGCAGUUAGAAACAGCAGGUGUGAUAAACGUAUAUGAGAAUUCAACAUGGACUACAGUGAGACAUGGCUGGCUAGCGGUUGUUGUCUUUAAUGAUGCUGUUGCAGUUAUUGAGAGACAAGAUGUUAUUGUGCUGAACUUUCCGCUGGUGUGGUUGGAAGUAAAUAGGAAAGAAGAUGACGAAUAUCUAGUACGGGUAUUUGGACCAGAAAACAAAUUUCAUAUUCGAUUUGCAAAUAUUGAGUGCAAGAAUACAUUUUUGCAUGCUAUGCGACAAUGGAGACAUUUCGAUGAACGAUAUACGGCAGAUAACCUUUUGGAGCAAUAUACCGUCGACCUACCCGGACGGCGAUAUGGUUACUACAAAUUUUCAUCUCGUCAUCCUGAUUUUGGAAGUUGCACUUACGAUGGUUAUUGGUUAUGUGGCAAACCUCAUGGAAGAGGAUGUCUUGUGUAUCCAAGCAAAUGGGAAUACCAAGGAUACUUUGUUGAUGGGCGUUUAGAAGGGUUUGGGAAAAUGUCAAUAACUACAGGUGGAAAUUUACGGAAGAUCAACCCAUAUUUUGGAGUGAAGGAGGAAGGAACACCAGAAGUUGAUGUACACAUUGGUUUCUGGCGUAACGGCUGUUUAGAAGGAUUAGCUCAUAUCACAUUUUCAAAUGGUGACACAUAUGAUGGCUAUAUGCAAAGAGGACUAAGACAUGGUUAUGGAUUAUUACAUGUAUCUAAAGGUGAUCAGACGGAAACAUAUUUCGGUGGUUGGCAAGCUGGAAUGCGUUCUGGAUAUGGAGUUUCUACAAGCAAUAAAGAACGUUAUUUGGGCAUGUGGAAGAAUGAUUUAAGACAUGGCAACGGUACUUUGAUAACCAUUGAAGGCGUGUAUCACGAAGGACUUUUUGAUAACAACCGUUUAGUGCGCGGUCGUUUGAUGCUGUCAGCAGCGGACGAUUGUUCCGAAAUAAGUUUCGAAGGCGAUUUCGAGAAAGCUGGUAUUAUUUGUGGGAAGGGGACGCUUUAUCUGAAUCAGUUUGAUCGUGUAAAAGGGCGGAUGACAGGUGACAUCAUCAAUGGUGAAGUAAAAAUUACCAAUGCCACUUACUGGAGAGAAAAAUCUGUACUGCUGACAUCUUUUUCAUUAGACAAUAAUAUCCUAUCAACAGGAAUUCAAUGGACAACUGAUGCAGAGCUGAAAUGGAAGGAGCUUUUCCAAAGUUUCUUAGUGUAUGAUCUUGGUGUUCCUGUCCAUAUAACAAAUGCUGCUGAUGUUAGCGAAGUUGCUGACGAUGAAUGUCGUCUUGCUGCGUGGAAUUCACUUGCAUCGAGUAUUGCGAAGAUUCGUUUAGGAAUGAACAAAGAAGAAAUUAAAGUUGUAUUUGAUGAAAACCUUGAGAAAAUCCCGCAAUAUACACAAAAAUGGUCGAAUGAAUACUAUGAUAUGGUGCAACAGUAUUGGAGCCUAGCCCUGAGACACAAAUAUCACCCACUUCGGCGAUUAGUGUUUGGUUUAUCUGAAGUUUUCACGGGUUCUUAUGGUACAAUUGGCACUCAUCGAGCUGUUUGUAGACAGGCUGUUUGCGAACUGCACAGUAUACAUUCGAGAAUUUAUUCUGUUAUGAGAUUAUUAUUUAACAAUCUACCUCAUACAUUUGAAAUGUUUGCUCCUAUACCAGUAUGUACUGAUAAUAAUCUAGCAUCCGGCAAUAUUGAUUCUAAUCCACAAUUAGCUAAGAACAGAAGUAUAACUGGACGAAGUGUUGAAUCGAGCUUCACAACAUCUCUUUUAUAUCCUUCAUGCAAUUUUAUUAUUGAAACACUCUUCUCUGAGUGCUAUCCCGUGAUUUUCACACUUUAUUCAGUAAAUUGUUCUGACUUGGAUCGACGAUAUUGGGAACGUGUAGUUUAUUUGAAUGCCUUCACCGAUGUGAAAUUACUCGCUUAUCUUGAAAUAAAUCGGGAUCUCUGGCCGAUUAAUACUGAAAAUGUCGAUGAUUUUGACAUGUCACUGAUUCGUGUAACUGCUCGUAGGAAGUUCUAUAAAUCGGCUAUUCAAACAUUACAGCAAAUCAGUUCAUAUUUCAACCCAGUAUCAAAACUUGCAGCGUUAGCGGAUACAUUCACGGAAAUUGGAACGCGACAGGGUUAA
This is a messenger RNA of Brugia malayi, 2385 nucleotides long. RefSeq lists its product as uncharacterized. The record is from RefSeq and is a predicted model, not a curated record. Lineage: Eukaryota; Metazoa; Nematoda; Chromadorea; Rhabditida; Onchocercidae. The transcript has 19 exons. Bases 1 to 2385 code for a protein of 794 amino acids.